AUGGCUGCAGCAAAGAUAAAUGGUCAUACUGAACAGACAUCAAUAACGGAAACUCCAAAAUGUAAUUGUUGUCCGUACGGAUUUCACAUAGAUCUUGGAUUUGUUGAUUUUGUAACGAAUGUUGCUGGCGAGAACAGCAAUGGCUUACCUGCGAAUGACAGAAAUGAUUUGCAAAAAAAAUCAAAAAAAUAUAUUAAUGGUGAAAAUGAUACAGUCAAUAAAUGGUGUGGAACAUCGAAGCAAUUAAUUAGGAAAGCUCCAUUUAGUCCGUUAGAUUCUAUUUUCAGUGACUCACUGGAGAAUGUAGUAAGCGAUUUUGAAGAAGCAUUAAAUUUGCGAGAAAAUAAUUCAGAAGGAGGACCGAGAAAUGUGCCAAAUAAUGUGCGAAAAAAUGUACGAUACAACAAUGGUUACUUUUCAGAUUAUGGGACAACGCAAAAUAGCAAUCGGCCAUUGCCAUCAAAAAUGCGACAUGUGACAUCAUCAUCAAGAAAACCGCUAUUCCUAUCUGAAGUACAACAGCAUGGAUAUCACACUGCUUUGGGAAAAGCAAUGUCAGAGAUCAAAUCGAAGCAUCAAAAUAAUGAACUGAACGAUGAAUUCCGAAAGACCAUAUUCACAACAAAUGGUUCUCGAGCACACGAUGUUGAGAAUAUGGAAAGUCGAAGUUACGAUAUCAAUUUAUCAUCCCAAGAAGGUAAGACACACUAUUUGGGUAGUAGAACGCCGGAUAUGCCACGACGUUCGUUCACUCUCGCAUCAUCAACACAUAAUCAGUAUGUGAGUGAUACGGAAGCAAUACAACGACCGCAAUGGAGGAUACGUUCAUCGGUGGAACGAUCAUCGAGUGCUGCAGAUAUUGGUGGAUUUGUUAGUAUGAGACGUCGGAAAGGAAAUGAUAAUGCUAAACCGAUACCCCCUAUUCCAUCAUCAAUAUCUUAUCCAAGAAAUUGCACGCUUUUCUCAGAACGAAUAAGAUGUGAUCGAAGUUCACCAUCUCAUUUGUCAUUCAAUUUUUCGACAACCGAAAAAUAUUCAACUCCAAAGAAUUUUGGCAAUGUUAAAACAACCACGAAAACAUCUAUGAAAAAUAUUUCAAAUGGCAUUAUCGAAAAUGAUUUUGUGCAGUUAACAAACGGAGAUGCACAGACGGUUGGUUCAAAAGAUCCGAAUAACGAUGUCAAUGUCAAUGCCAACCGACUAUGCUUUCAAUGCUGCAACCUUCAAAAACAGCUGUCUGAUUUAUCGUGCAGAUUAAAAGAAGCGACGGAUGAAAUGAAAAGUAAAGAAAUUGGAGAGUUAAGAAGGAAGAGAGAAGAUACAAUUGUUGUUGAUAAAAAUGUCGGAGGCUCGUGUGAAAUGCUUAAUAAUUCAACGAUUGAAACGAUACAGGUGGAGAAAAAAGAUGCUGCCAAUGAUGCAUUGUUUAUUGAAGUUGAAAAUAAGAGGACAAGUGUAUCAUUGGCGGAUCGAAUUGAAAUGCAUUGGUAUGAAGAUACCACCACUUCAACUGUUCCAGAACCACAACGUUACUCAAUUGGUGUUAUAACCGAUAAACUGUUAGCUUCUUCACCUUCUCGAGAUACUAUAAUUGAUUCGAGAAGUGAUGAAUUACUAACUGUUAAACUAGAAUGUGAUACUGUACCUGUGCUCACUAAUGCAGGAAUAGAUUGUGGCUGUGGAAGUGAUAUGUUUACUGUAAUGUGUGAUUUUUCGAGUAUGACGGAUGCUGUCGAGUUGGUUGACUCUGGAAAUGAGAGUAAACAAACCAUUUCUUUGCUCAAAGAUUCCUUUUCGAUGACAACUCCGAUCACAUCCCAUUCACGUCACAUUCAAACGGAACAUAUCAAAACGAGAACAGUAUGCGUUUCCACAUCACCGGAACAUCUUCUAAAUAAUAGUGCCGGUACAGCACAGGUAAUUCAAAAAGAUUCUUACACAACUUGCGAUAAUAUGGAUGCUGAAUUAAAAAAUGAAAAGGAAAUUGAACGAAAGAUAUGUUACAGUAGUGUAGCGCUGCAAACAGACUUUGAACCGGAGCAAAAUGAGCCAAGAAUAAUUGAUGAUAUGGAAAUAGCAGAAUCGCUAUGGCUGAUUCCGCCUAAAGACAGAAAGGAUGUAGCAGUGGGUAACGAGGAUGAUGUGAUCGAGGUAUUUAAAAUACCUCCGACGCCUGAUACUGAAAUGCCUCCAACAUCUGAUAAUAAAAUAUCUCCAGAAGAUGAUAAAAUCAAGUUGCAAAAAGGGAUGAUAUUAGAUAGUGAUGAUGACGAUACGAUUUCUGUAGUGGAAGAAACAUUGUGGGAUCCAGAAGAUAUCGAUUUCGAAAGUUCAAAGUCUGCGGAGCAGUUGUCGUUGAGGCAACAUAAUACAGACAAUUUAGACGAUAAAAUUACAAAUGAGAUCGCCACAGAGGUCAAAACAUCUCGAGCAUUAGGUCAUACUCGCGCAGCUGUAGUUAAAAAAAUAUUAACUGAAAAAUCACAGCCAUUAAAUUUCAUUCGUGGUACGACAACAUCCAAAUCUUGGCGACCAACCACUAAAAAAGGUGACCCGUUACAGUACAUCGUUGAUCAGCAUAAAACACAGAGCGGUUCAACUCCUUCAAUACCUCAAACAGCAAAAGGUGCUUUGAAAGAAAAAGUCAAUCUUAAGAAAGAUGUUGUGCCAUUACAAAUGCCAUUAUCGAAGGUUCCGGAACCAGUUCCAGCUCGAAUACCACGACCAAAAAUCAGCAAAUACAUUCCUGGAGAAACUGUACCACAAUCACCUGAUGAAGAAGCUGAAAUAGCCGAUCGAUUGACUCCAUUACGUUCGGAGAUGCGUACUCUACGAACAUAUUCCAACGGACGAGCAAUAACGUUUUCCCGACCAGCACAACCUCUGAAUAAUGCAUCACUGAGGAUACCUCCCCCAACCUACGACAAAACUAACAGUCCUAUCGUUUUUGAAGACAGUACAAGUUCAUCUUCCGAUUCGGAAGGUUCAUACGAUACGAAUGAGACAGGUAAUGCUACCCAAUUUGAACCAACAUCACAACUUAAUGAAGCAAUCGAGAUUCUCAAAAAACACUUCCAGAAGCCGGAUUCAGUUGAACCUUCUUUACUGGAUUGGGCAACAAAACAUGCCAAACAUGAAUGGCUGAAAACGGCAGCGCGGAAAACAGCAUCAGCGAUUCAAGUGGAAGGUUUCAUCGACUUCUUAGAAGCAACAUCAGAUGCUGUUCUCAAAUUCGUCGUCAAUCUGACUGAUCCCAAUGAAAAUACUGCUCUUCAUUAUGCAAUAUCUCAUGGUAAUUUUGACGUUGUUAGUGUGUUGUUGGAUUCGCGUGUAUGCAAUUUGGAUCGUGCAAAUAAGGCAACAGUGAUGUUGGCAUCGCUUUGUGAUGCAUCUGAUGAAGUUGAGGCUGCCAUUAUUCAUCGUUUGUUCCAGUUAGGUGAUGUUAAUGCUCAAGCUGUUCAGCAUGGACAAACAGCACUAAUGUUGGCUGUUUCGCACGGUAAAAUAAAUACGACAAAAUUGUUGAUUGAUUGUCAAGCUGACCUCAAUAUACAGGAUGAGGAAGGCUCUACAGCAUUGAUGUGUGCUGCGGAACAUGGCCAUAAAGAAAUCGUGAAAUUACUGCUUGUACAACAAGAUAUUGAUGCUUCACUUUCUGACUGUGUGCGCAGUUUUAAUGACAGUUCAACAGCCUUAUCGAUUGCGGUGGAGAAUGGUCAUCGUGAUAUCGGUGUUCUGAUCUAUGCACAUCUCAAUCAUUCAUGUAAACAAAAUCAGAAUCAGCAAAAGAUUGAAUCAACUUCUUGA
Messenger RNA from Acanthocheilonema viteae, 3807 nucleotides. NCBI's taxonomy places the organism in Eukaryota, Metazoa, Nematoda, Chromadorea, Rhabditida, Onchocercidae. The record is from the annotation of a GenBank genome assembly.